AAAUUAGCAGCCCUUCCUCUGCUAUUCAAAAUUUCUUAACAAACUGGACUUGGCAAGUGGAUAAUUGGGUCCCUAAAAAAGCAAAAAAACAAUCAUCCCUCUACCUAUAUAUAUCCACAAUCACUCUUCAACUUCCUUGCAGUAAGCAAAAGCAGUAAUGGAGAACAAAGCAAACAUGGUGGCAUCCCUUAUGUCAGUAAAACAAAAAUCUGGCAAGACAUUUGGUCAAAUAGCUGAAGAAACUGGUCUCACAAAUGUCUAUGUUGCUCAGCUUUUGAGACGUCAAGCUCAGCUCAAACCUGAAACUGCACCAAAGCUGAAAGCUUCACUUCCCCACCUAUCUGAUCAACAACUUCAUGAAAUGAUGGAGGCACCUUUAAGGUCUUAUGACCCGAACUUGAUUCAAGACCCGACUGUUUACAGAUUGAAUGAGGCUGUCAUGCACUUUGGUGAGAGUAUCAAGGAAAUUAUUAACGAAGAAUUUGGUGAUGGCAUCAUGUCAGCUAUAGACUUUUUCUGCUCAGUUGAUAAAGUCAAAGGUGCAGAUGGGAAGGAUCGGGUUGUCUUGACUUUUGAUGGAAAGUAUCUACCACACACUGAGCAGAAAACUGAGCAUAUGGUAUCAAGGUUAAUGCGAAAGGAUUAAGCAUAGUUACUAUAAGCUGUUCUGUUGCAAACUGUUCACCAAUAAUUACUGAUUAUGUACCUGUUCUAAACUCUUUUUCUUUUUUCACUCAUCUAUGUUCUCGGCCUGGUUGAAUAAUACUCACUCGUUAAUCUAGUUUCAAAUGUCAAAUCCCAAGUAUGGUAUUUAUAUAUGUAUGUUUUGAGUUGCCAAGAUUUGAUAAUGUAUAUGCAUGUUCAUGAGUUGCCAAGAAUAUUAUGUGCAACAGGUAUAUGUGUUUGAUUGUAGUA
Molecule: messenger RNA, 915 nt
Organism: Solanum dulcamara
Lineage: Eukaryota; Viridiplantae; Streptophyta; Magnoliopsida; Solanales; Solanaceae
Product: cyanate hydratase
Exons: 4
Coding region: 158-646 (162 amino acids)
Molecular function (GO): cyanate hydratase activity; DNA binding
Source: RefSeq, a predicted model, not a curated record